AUGGCCACCCACCAAGAUCCAAGGGGUGAUCUAGAAUGUCGUGUUGCAAAUGGGUGUCAUUGUCGAUUGAUUUUGGGGAUAUUGAUUGGUGGCCAAGAGGGCUCAAGCCAAGGACAAGUAACAAAAGAAUCACAUCCUAAGUUGCAAAAAGGUUUUCACUGGCCUAGUCUCCUAAAUUGUCAACCUUAUGAUGAAGAUGGACAAUCUUUCGCUAAGUUGGAGAAGAGCAAGGAUAUUGAGGCUGAGAUAGAGAGAAGGAUGACUAAGCUUGAGCUGAAAAUUUCUACUAUCGAGGCCUAG
Ilex paraguariensis (yerba mate) is the source of this 300-nucleotide messenger RNA. NCBI's taxonomy places the organism in Eukaryota, Viridiplantae, Streptophyta, Magnoliopsida, Aquifoliales, Aquifoliaceae. The record is from the annotation of a GenBank genome assembly.